GGGUACUCUUAUUCUUGGUCUUCUUACUAUCAACGCAACCUUUUGCAGCUUGAGAGAGAGAGAGAGAGAUCUCAAAUCCAUUCCUAUAUCUUCUCCUUCCUUUACUUCCCUCUCUUCAAGUUUCAGCCACACAAGUCAAGUUUCAAAGGCAACGCGAACGCAACCAUGGCAAAUGCAGCUUCCGGAAUUGCGGUCCAUGAUGACUGCAAGUUGCGGUUUUUGGAGCUCAAGACAAAAAGGACUCACAGGUUCAUAGUUUUCAAGAUUGAGGAGAAUCAGAAGCAAGUCAUUGUGGAGAAGCUUGGUGAGCCAGCUCAAGGCUACGAAGAUUUCGCUGCUUGCCUCCCUCCUAAUGAGUGCCGCUAUGCUAUAUAUGAUUUCGAGUUCUUAACCGAAGGCAAUGUCCCCAAGAGCAGGAUUUUCUUCAUUGCUUGGUCUCCUGACACAUCAAGGGUUAGAAGCAAGAUGAUUUAUGCAAGCUCCAAAGACAGGUUCAAGAGGGAACUCGAUGGGAUUCAAGUAGAGUUGCAAGCAACUGAUCCUUCUGAGAUGGAUCUUGAGGUGAUCAAGAGCCGCGCCAACUAAACUAUUACAAAUAGCAGGCUUUGUUAUGGGAACUAUGCUCCGGUGUUCCCCUUUAAGGCCUUACUUACUUUUAUGGAAAUUCUUAGUUUCUGGGUUGCUGACCAGUUAUGGUCUCGGUUUCCCGAGUUGUGGUAUAAUGUCUAUUGCACUUUUAACAAUAUUCGCAUGUUCUAUUGUCUCAUGAUUUGUGGUUUUAUACAACGUUUGCUUUGGAGUGGCAUUUUAAUCUUAUGGUUACUAGCUGAAUUUGUAA
This is a messenger RNA of Arachis duranensis, 838 nucleotides long. RefSeq names its product actin-depolymerizing factor 3. Gene Ontology annotation, cellular component: actin cytoskeleton; cytoplasm. Gene Ontology annotation, molecular function: actin filament binding. The record is from RefSeq and is a predicted model, not a curated record. Lineage: Eukaryota; Viridiplantae; Streptophyta; Magnoliopsida; Fabales; Fabaceae. The transcript has 3 exons. The coding region runs from base 166 to 585 and encodes 139 amino acids. Gene Ontology annotation, biological process: actin filament depolymerization.